Messenger RNA from Lagopus leucura (white-tailed ptarmigan), 2805 nucleotides. RefSeq lists its product as uncharacterized. NCBI's taxonomy places the organism in Eukaryota, Metazoa, Chordata, Aves, Galliformes, Phasianidae. Bases 139 to 2481 code for a protein of 780 amino acids. The record is from RefSeq and is a predicted model, not a curated record. The transcript has 22 exons. Gene Ontology annotation, biological process: immunoglobulin mediated immune response; cytokine-mediated signaling pathway. Gene Ontology annotation, molecular function: protein binding; cytokine receptor activity. Gene Ontology annotation, cellular component: external side of plasma membrane; membrane.
AUGUAGAAGACAAGGAGGCAGCCCUAUUUGUAGCUGUAUAACCAUUGCAAUUGCGAGUCCUUCCAUUUUCUCUGAGCCUCAAGACUAUGAUACAAAGAUAAAUGAGACAAAGAAGUUUUCAAAUACAAGGAAGAAAAGAUGCUUGCUUGUCUUGGACUCAUCUUCAUGACACAGUGGAUGCUGCUGGUUGCCCAGAUGUAUGAUGAUUGGCAGUGCACAAACUGGGAGAUGUCAGAUUCACCCAUCCAAAAUUUGAUGCUGAAUUGGUGGAAAACAGAACUGAGUUGGAUCAGCACCAUGAAUUUCACUAAGUACAACUGUUCUAUGACAGUAUAUAAUAAUGUGGUCGAAAUACAGGAAAAGAAUACAAAUUGCAUCUUUGGAAGAAAUCUAGCAUAUCCUCUGCACAACGGGGCAAACUUUUCGGUUAAAGCAGAGAGUGCUAACAGUACAUACUCAGUCACAUGCAAGUAUAUUCCUCAAGGCAUUAAUGGGUCAGCCAUUGAGAACUUCUCCUGUGUGAUUUAUGACAUUUCCCUCAUGAACUGCACUUGGCAGGCAGGCAGGAAUGCUCCAGGAGAUACCCAAUAUUUUCUCUACUGGCAGAACUCGAGAGAUGAUGACGUAAUGGAAUGUGAGCUUUACAUUGAAGACGAAAAUGGUAGACAUGUGGGAUGUAGAUUCAAAAACGUGAAGAUAGAGAAAUCCUAUUUUUUGGUGAAUGGGUCUAGCAAAAACUCCCUGAUCCAGUUCUACGACACAGAUAUUGACCUAUAUACAAUUGAAAAACUCAUGCCUCCAUCAAAUGUCACUGUCAGUUGUGACGAAAACUCACGUUCUUGCACUAUUCGAUGGCAACAACCCCAAAUAAAUCACUCUAAAAAAGACAGAUGUUUUAAAUAUGAAGUUGAAAUAACAUCCAAGGGUAACUCUGCAGAGUGGACCAAUCAAAGUUAUACAAAAGAAAUUAUUACAAGCCACAUAGUUCAAAAUCCCAACAUGAGAAAGAAGAACCUGGUGAAAAUAAGAGCAGCUGGCCAUACGUGUAGAGUGAGCAAAGACUGGGGGGAGUGGAGCGCAGCUGUUGAGUUUGGAAAUGAAGAAAUUUCUUCUUCAGUAUGGAUUUUACCCGUAGUGGCAGUUGCAACACUCUCAAUACCUAUCUUUACAAUUUUAUUCUGCAAAAGGACUGGUUAUUGGAAAGCAGUAUUUCCACAAGUUCCAAAGCCAAAAAAUCCAUUUCAUGGACAGCUUGAUAUAAAUCCACAGGCUUCAUUGUAUCUUUACAGAGAAGAAAAGAUGUUUCGCGCUCUUGGACUCACAUGCAUGAUUUGUUGGUGCAUGAUGCUAUUUUGUCCUUUGCAUGCUGACCUUCAGUGUAUGGGGCCAGGGACACAAGAAUUGCCUAUCUCAAACUUGACAUUAAACCGGAGAAGAAUGGAGCUGUCCUGGCAAAGCAGCAAGAACUUCUCCAGUUACAAGUGUAUCAUGGCUGCAAACUUCAAACUCAGAGAAAUGAAGGUGAAGAACAAAUCAUGCAGGUUUGAAGUAGAAGAUAGCGUGCCUCUGUACAGAGGAGCAGCCUUCACGAUUACAGUACCAAAGACAAACAUCUCAAAAAUUUGUCCAUUUUUCCCUGAAGGCAUUAAUGGGUCAGCCAUUGAGAACUUCUCCUGUGUGAUUUAUGACAUUUCCCUCAUGAACUGCACUUGGCAGGCAGGCAGGAAUGCUCCAGGAGAUACUCAAUAUUUUCUCUACUGGCAGAACUCGAGAGAUGAUGACCAGACAGAAUGUGAACUUUACAUUAAAGAUGAAAAUGACAGAAACGUGGGAUGUAAAUUCCAAAAUGUGACAAUUAAAGAUAAAACUACUUAUUUCCUGGUAAAUGGAUCCCACAAAGCCUUCCUGAUCCAGUUUUAUGAUAAUUAUACAAAACUAUACACAAUUGAAAGACUCCCUCCUCCACUGAACGUCACUGCCAACUGUACUAGCAAUCCAGGAGGUUGCAUAAUUACAUGGCAACAACCCCUUCUAAGUCAUGUGGAAAACGCAGACUGUUUUGAGUAUGAAAUAAACAUACAAACUAAGUACAAAAUCCCAGAAGAGAAAAAGGAUCCUCCUGUAAUUGUAACUGAAAACAAAUACGAAUUCAAAAGUUACAACGCAGAGAAAAAAAGCAUUCUGAAAAUCAGAGCACGUGGAAAAAGAAGAUGUUCUGUAAACAGAAAGUGGGGGGAAUGGAGCAACCCUAUAGAGUUCGGUGAAGAGAAAGAUUAUUUUAUUUAUGUGAUUUUAGUUCUGAUAGCACUCGGAACAAUCCUAGUGACGCUGCUCCAUUACUGCCUUUGCAAGAGGUAUUGCAGUUCAAAAAGAAUAUUUCCUCCUAUCCCACAACCAAGAGGCAAAUUUGAUAUACCAGCUGAGGAAGAUAUCCAGAAGCAAUGCCUGGCAACCAAGCUCCUCCAAAAACACGCGCUAUGAAGAUUUGCUUAAAAGUUGCUGAGGUUCUCUUCACCAUCUAAGACAAAGCCUUUCAUCAACAACAUAGCAGAAAUGUGGUAUAAUUUCUUCCGUUCAUUGCUGGAGCAAUUAUUUCCUGAAUUAAGAGUAGUGCUACAGGAAAUCAAAAUGCUAUUUCCCCAACUUAACAUUUUAUAUAUAUACUCCCAAGAAUUUUCUGGAGCAGAAAGUAGCUAAAAAUUGCCCUUCUACCUUGUAACCCUGAUACCAAACUCUUAAAAUAUUCAGUGAACUUUAUGGCAAAAUAAAAUAAAAUAAAAUAAAAUAAAAUCUUGCUAAAAAUAA